AUGCAGCCUCAUUUAGACAACAACAGUAAUAAUGACGAUGUCAAAUUGGAUACAUUAGGGGAACAAAAUGUGUUAUCAUCCGCAGAAAAUAUCACUUUACCUGAAGACACCUUUAAAUCAUAUAUGACCUACUUGCUGUACGAGAUGGCUCAUUACAAACCGAUGAUAUUUUCCUUCUUGGCACUUUCAGUUUCAAUUUUAAUAGUUGUGAUCUUUCAUAAUGUUAAAGCUUGUGAUGUCGUUUUUGGUUUUUCAAUUUUCGUCACUUCUAUUUUGUUUUUGUCUACGUUGAUUCCGUUUAAUGUGUAUAUCUCGGAUGAGGGUUUCAGAAUUAAGCUUUUGCUGGAAGUUAUCACCCACAGGCCAGCGGUAAAGGGAAAAGAAUGGAGAGCAAUCACAGACAAUAUGAAUCAAUAUUUACUUGAUAAUGGUUUAUGGAGUACUCGCUAUUACUUUUAUAGUAGUGAAAGAUGCUACAAAUUCUUCAGAUUUCUUGUGAAAGAAAAACCCCCAGGUGUGAAUGUAAAUUCAUCGGUAAAGGACGCCACAAGUACGCAGAUAGAUGCACCAGCAAAUGAGGCUUCAAAUGAGGUAAUAAAAUGCUUUAGUUUCAGUUCUGACCCAAUAUUCGAAGCAUACUUUGUUAAAGCAGUAGAAGUUGAGAAACAAGCACAACAGGAAUAUUGGAGAAAGCAAUAUCCUGACGCCGAUAUACCAUGA
Messenger RNA from Saccharomyces cerevisiae S288C, 720 nucleotides. RefSeq names its product DUP240 family protein (gene DFP3). The coding region runs from base 1 to 720 and encodes 239 amino acids. Lineage: Eukaryota; Fungi; Ascomycota; Saccharomycetes; Saccharomycetales; Saccharomycetaceae. The record is from RefSeq and is marked reviewed. The transcript has a single exon. Gene Ontology annotation, cellular component: membrane.